Messenger RNA from Dinoponera quadriceps, 2249 nucleotides. It is a transcript of the gene GAA1, whose product is annotated as glycosylphosphatidylinositol anchor attachment 1 protein. Bases 323 to 2218 code for a protein of 631 amino acids. The transcript is spliced from 10 exons. The record is from RefSeq and is a predicted model, not a curated record. Gene Ontology annotation, cellular component: GPI-anchor transamidase complex; membrane. Gene Ontology annotation, biological process: attachment of GPI anchor to protein. NCBI's taxonomy places the organism in Eukaryota, Metazoa, Arthropoda, Insecta, Hymenoptera, Formicidae.
AUUGCACCAGUUCAGCAGUGCAACUAUAAAGAACAGACCAAAUAAUUCUGUCCUUAUUGCGUAACGAUGUAUUUUUUCUGUAAAUUAAAGCGCAAAGAAGUCGGAUUAAAUAAUAAUUAAAUUUGUGUAAAAUUGAGCAUGGAUCAGCGGAGUUCCUUGGAACACUUGACUUUUUAUGUAACUGUAUUUGUCUAAAUCGCGGUAUGAAAUUAUGAGAUUGUGUCUUUGAGAGGUUAUAUCUUUACAUUAUUGUAACAAGCGAAUUUAUCGCGUCUAACUCCGCAAUAGUUUCGAUUACGUUACGUUUUGCGAAACUAACCAGAUGGGUUUACUGACAGAUCCCAGAGCUGGAACCGGCAAAAUCAUAAAGUUGUUAUUAAAAUGGGAAAAGCUGUUGUGCUUCACGUUAUACGUGGGAGGAGUGAUAUGGUUGAUGCUUUUAGCAUUACCGGCGUUCAACGACAAUACUUACUUUUCAGAAAAUGCCUUGCUGCCUGGCUUGGUCACAAAGGAGAGUAAUAUGGAACAUACAUCCAAGCAAUACUACCAUGAACUGAUUCACGAAAUGAAGAGAUAUCCAGAUAGUAUGCCUUAUGCAUGGCUCUUGGCAAAAUUCAGUCAGCUCCAUUUAGAUGUAUUUAUGCAUAAUUUUUCCUUGAUUUAUCCAUUCCAAGAGCAAAAGUUUACAGGACAAAAUAUUUAUGGAAUUGUUAGAGCUCCACGAGCAUCCAGUACAGAAGCUAUAGUAGUCAGUGUUCCAUAUAGACCUAUUAAUAGUAUUUAUCUGGAUACAGCACCUUCGAUAGCAUUAUUACUAGCAUUUGCAAAGUUCUGUAGAAAACAAAAAUAUUGGGCGAAGGAUAUAAUAUUUCUUGUAACAGAACAUGAGCAAUUAGGUAUGCAGGCAUGGUUAGAUGCAUAUCAUGAUGUUACUAGUGGUCAAGAAGGAAUAUUGAUGGCAGGAGAUUUGUCAGGCAGAGCUGGAUCUAUUCAAGCUGCUAUCAACUUGGAAUUCCAUGCGAUGAAAAUUACAUCAAUUGAUGUUAAGAUAGAAGGACUCAAUGGACAACUGCCUAAUUUGGAUCUCUUUAAUUUAGCACAAAAUAUGAUAGCCAAAGAGGGAAUUCGACAGUCGUUCCAACAUCGAUUUGACAUCAAUUACAGGGAUAAAUUCAAAAGUUGGUGGUACUACUUUAAUACAUUAGUAAGUAUGAUAGCAACACAAGCCACUGGAAUCCCAACCGGUAAUCAUGGGCUCUUUCACAGAUUUGGUAUAGAAGCCAUUACAUUAGAAGGUUUCGAGAAAUUUGGACAAGGAUCUGAAGCAAAUUUUUAUCAAGUAGGGCGAGUAGUAGAAAGUAUAGUGCGAUCGCUUAAUAAUCUGUUGGAACGUUUUCAUCAGUCAUAUUUCUUCUAUCUAUUGCCAUCCACUGAUCGAUAUAUUUCGAUCGGAUUAUAUAUGCGGCCUUUAGUGCUAAUAAUCGCCAGUGUGUUCAUAAAAGCAUUUUCCAUUUGGCAAAGAUUGCAGAUUUCGAGUAGUUCCGACGAGACGAAAAAAGAUGAGGAAAGCUCGACAAACAAGAUUGAAGAAUUCGACAUCGGAAGUGUCGCAUCCGAGGUAUUGUGGGCGCACAUAUUCGGAGUGUUAGUAAUGGCUUCCCCUUGUUUCUUCACAUUAAUUGGUUCGCAAGUGCUGAACCUGCAUACCGAAGAUUCGCUGUAUAUUAGUUUCGCCCUCAUCACAACGCUCAUGUUGCUGUUGCGGCUGUAUUUGAGGAGGUCGGUUAGAUAUGAAAAUAUAUCCCUCGUAUGCGUUAUUGCGUCAAUUGAGCUCGCUACUGCGUUGAUGUGUAUAGCAAUGCACAACUUCUCACUAGCUUUGCUGAUAGCUGUUGUCUAUGUACCAGUUGUCUUGCUGAUAACACCUUGUCACGAGUUCACCAAGUCCAGAUUACGUAACUGCCUGUACGUCACGUGGAUUGUGCUACAUCCGUUCGUCGCGUCGGCAAUCGUCGUGCUAGGUUACACGUAUUUUAACUUUACUGAUCCGAUUGUUCCGUUGUUACUCAGAGGCUAUCGUGCCAACAAGCAGGCGCUCGUGUUCAGUAUCGUAGACUCCAUGAUAUACAACAAUUGGUUUUUCAACGUCACCGUUGCCGUGAUGUUGCCGAUUUGGCUAUUGUUUUGGAACGUCAUGCGCUCCAGCGCAGUCGCGUGAUGAUUUUGUAAUAAAACCAUUGCAAAACCCA